AGUCUUACGCUUUCUUGGACUUUCUGACCCUAUUCUUUUCUGUCAGAAAAUGACGAGUUUUCUUCUACUUGCCAUCAUUGGCACAGUUCUCUUGGGAGUGGCUCAUGGAGCACCUGCUGCGUCAAAAGACACCAAUUGUACUGAAGGAUCGCUUGAUGCAAUUUUAUGUCUCCUGAAUCUGCAAAAAUUCGCCGAAAAAUCUGACGAGCUUGAUAUGAAUGACAAAGAUGAGUUGAAGGGCUUCAAGGAUACUUGCGAUUCUCUGCGAAGCUGUCUGGCCAACCUCAAAUGCUCACCAGUGCCAAAGGAUCAAAAAGAAGCAGCGCUCAGGAGUAUAGAAAAAUAUUGCGAUGCUGUUGUGUACGUAUACAGUGAUUUUGCACAGUGCAGGGAUAAAUUGAACGCAAAAAAAUCAAAGUGCUUUGAUGACUGGGACCCAAUUCCAAAUGUUCAUAAAGAAAACGACCCGAAAAAAGUUGAGCAAUUGAAAAAGGACACUUGCAAAAACUAUUUCGGAAAGGAUGACUGCAUGAAGAAGGAGGUUAUUGAAACAUGCAGCCAACCGGAAUGGGAUAAGUUCAGCGAGCAAUUCAUCAAUUAUUCUGGAGCACUUGUAAGCGAAUGCGACUUCAGCAGACUUAGAUAAAUAUUCCUAAUUGUUGAAUGAACUGAAAUAUUAUUUU
Caenorhabditis elegans is the source of this 683-nucleotide messenger RNA. It is a transcript of the gene T28A11.3, whose product is annotated as T20D4.11-like domain-containing protein. The transcript is spliced from 3 exons. Lineage: Eukaryota; Metazoa; Nematoda; Chromadorea; Rhabditida; Rhabditidae. Bases 50 to 646 code for a protein of 198 amino acids. The record is from RefSeq and is marked reviewed.